CCGAGGCCUCGGGAGUGGGACCGGAAGUGAGAUCACGUCUCCCCGGGGUGAAAGGUUAGCGGAAGUGCCCUUUCUUCCUUUCUGCUGUUUGCCUGGGUGAUUGCCGUAGAAAUGGGCAAGUUCAUGAAGCCCGGGAAGGUGGUGCUGGUCCUGGCCGGACGUUAUUCCGGACGCAAAGCCGUCAUCGUGAAGAACAUUGAUGAUGGCACCUCAGACCGCCCCUACAGCCAUGCCCUUGUGGCUGGAAUUGACCGCUAUCCCCGCAAAGUGACAGCUGCGAUGGGCAAGAAGAAGAUUGCCAAGAGGUCAAAGAUCAAAUCUUUUGUGAAAGUUUAUAACUACAAUCACCUCAUGCCCACAAGGUACUCUGUGGAUAUCCCCUUGGACAAAACCGUUGUCAACAAGGAUGUCUUCAGAGACCCUGCUCUUAAACGCAAGGCCCGACGUGAAGCCAAGGUCAAGUUCGAAGAGAGGUAAGUACAAGACGGGCAAGAACAAGUGGUUCUUCCAGAAGCUGCGGUUUUAGAUGUUUUUUGUUUCCGUCAUUAAAAAUUUUUUAAAUCCCUGUCGGUCUGCUGUGUAUAUUACCAGACUGGGAAAAGGAGAACAUUAGAGACACUGGAUGGAUAAGGGACUGAGAAAAUAUAAAAUAAACAUUAAAUCUGAUUUUGUGAGA
Molecule: messenger RNA, 676 nt
Organism: Carlito syrichta (Philippine tarsier)
Lineage: Eukaryota; Metazoa; Chordata; Mammalia; Primates; Tarsiidae
Gene: RPL27
Product: ribosomal protein L27
Exons: 5
Coding region: 112-477 (121 amino acids)
Biological process (GO): translation
Cellular component (GO): cytosolic large ribosomal subunit; ribosome
Molecular function (GO): structural constituent of ribosome
Source: RefSeq, a predicted model, not a curated record